UAGUAGCUUCGAAACAUUGCUGAGGUAAACAUAACACACAUAAGAAACGGCAAAGCAGCAAAGCAAAAAUAAAAAAGAAAGCAAAAUUUUUAGCGUGUGUGUUACAAACAUUUUCAAACUGUUGGACGAUUUUUAAAAACUACAAAAAAAUCAAUGUAUUGUUUCGAAAAGAAUUCUAUAUAAGAACACAAGAACACAAUAAUGUACUUGUAAAAUUGUAAAUGAGAAAAAUUUAAUAAUUUUGUGAAAAUUAUUAAAACUUAAUAAUAUAAUAAUUGCCAUCAAACAAAUGCAACGGACCAACGCCAUUUAAGUGAUAAACCACAAAAACAACCAACAACAACAACAACAAAAGUGCUGUGAUUUCCAACUACAAAAUAACAACAAAUGUUAAUUUAACAACAAGCUAAACAACAACAAAUUUGAAGCAAUCAUCAAGCAGCAACAAACAACAAGAAAAACAAAACCAGCAAAUUGUGAUAAAUUUAUAAUUAAAUGCAAACGAGCAAACACUAUUAAUUAAUUUGUUAAAAAACAAAACAAGCAUUAAAUAAAAAAGUGAUACAACAACAACAACAACAGCAGCUACAAAAAGUAGAAGCGAAAAAACAUUUUCACGAUACCCAGCGAGAAAAUCAAAAGUCUAAUGAAAAUGGAAGUACUCGCUAUGCAAUCCAACUACGGUGGUGUCCUGGGAUCCAACAAAUCUAGAGAUUGGACCAGCACAUUGACACCGCCCACGUCCGCCAAGGUGGCCAAGAAGGUCGCAGCCGUCGCUGCCUCCAGCAGCCAGAACAGUAUUAAGCAGCACUCGGCAUCGAAGAAAACCAAAUCGAACAACAGCCAGCAACAACAACACACACAGCAACAGCAGCGUCAGCAUCAGCAGCAGCAGCGACGUCACGACGAAGAUGAAGAUGAAGAAGAGAUGACGCUGCGCAGCGACGUCGAUGCGGCUGCAGUGAAUGCGCUGUCGUUGGGUCUGCUCGACAAGUUGCGCGAGGCGAAAGCACGUCAUUUGACAUGCACCGAAGUGUCGCUACCCUGUGAUCUCACGCCCAGCAUUGCGGCGGAAAUAAUUCGUGUGUCGGAGAAGGAACCAUGCGGCAUUCGCGGCUGCACCAUUUACAUUGAGUUCGAGGAUGAGCCACAAAAUUCGCGUCGCAUCGCUUCGCUGAAAGUCGAUCCCGAGAUGGUGUCCACAUUCGAGGUGUACUUGACGCUGCGACAGGAUCAUCGCGGCUGGACGGCGCUGUUGCCACAAUUCAUGAAGAGCUUGGCACGCACCAUCACCAUCAGUCCCGAGUAUACGAUCACCAAGCACAAACUGUAUUCGCCUGAUGGCUUGGGCGCUAGACGCAGCUAUAGCUUUGGCUCCAGCUCCAGUUCCAGUUCCAGUUCGAGCCAUAGCCAGGCGAUUGCUACGCCAACGAUAUAAAAAGAGUUAACGAAACAAUCGAUCGAGUUAACGCAAACAAUCGAUUGAUCGAGUUUAAAGAGUUAACGCAACAAUCGAUUGAGAACGAGAGAGAGAGAGAGAGAGAGUAAGAUAUAAAGCGAGCCCAGCGAGUGCGAAUUUGAAAACGCGCCCCCAACACCGCCCAACACCCCCUGUGAUGUCGAGAGCAGUAGUUUGUUGCGAGAGCGCAACGCGACGACGAAGCAAGUAUUCGAAGCCACCCCACCUACACACACACACACACAUAUAUACACAUAUACACAUACACACAUACAUAAACUCACACUCAUACUAAUACAGUUGGAAGUUUUUUGUAAUUGUGACUCUCACCACCAUUUUACUUAGAUGCGUAGUAGAUGCUAUAACAACAACAACAACAACAGCAAAAACAAAUAACUAGUGUUUUAAGUUGUUUCUCCUUUUCAACAAAACAAAAAAAAAAACAAAACAAAAUACAAAAAAAUGAAAACAUGAAAUUCAAAGACGGCAACCCGCAAGCCAAAGGCAGCAGCAAAAUAGCAAUAACAGUAAAUGGUCAGCAAACCCAAAAAGAAAAAACAACAAAAAAAAAAAUACCCCUUGCUGCCAUCAAAAGAUAUAAAGCUUAAAAACGCUGCCGAGGCCGCUGCGAGGGUUGCUCAGUCGACAACUCAUGAAUAUGUGAUACUGUUUAAGAUGCUAAGAGUUUUUUGCGUGUGCUCGCCACCCAAAAAACAAAUGAUAUAAUACACACACACACACACACACACACACACACCAACACACAAACACUUACACACACAGCAAAUAGAAAAGGAAAACAAAACUAAAUGUGAACAGAUUUUUAUAAAUUAUAGUAAUAGAAAACAACCAACAAAACAAACAAACAACUUGAUCUUGAUAAAUUUAAAAUUUAAAUGUACGUUUAAUGUGUAGAACGAGCAGAUAUAAGAUAUAAAACGAAAGGAGGCGAAAGCGACAAAACGAUAAUAGGUAGGAAAGAGAAGAAGACGAAGACGAUGAUGACGAAGACGAAGACGAAGACGAUGAAGAGAACGCUCCAAUUUUAGUUAGACGCAGCUUGCUGCAUUAAAAAUUUUUUAAAUUAUUAAUUAAUCUUAAUUAAAACCAACAAAUUUUAGGAUUUUAACAAAUUUUUAUAUAUUAUUAAAUGUAUAGCGCCUACUACAACAACAACAAAUACAAAACAAACAAAAACAUCAUUAAAAUUACAUGAAAAAACAAAAAAAUUAAUUAAUAAUUAAUAAUUGCUUAAAUGUUAAGGCAAAAAGAAUAUCUCAGUAAAUGUGAAAGCGUAAAAAAUUUGUAAAAUUUUUUUUUGUCUGUGUAAAACUCCAAUUGCGAUACAAAAACAAAUAAAGAUUAAAAUUAAACAAAAAAAAAAAAACAAAAACGAAACGAAAAACAAUUUAA
Molecule: messenger RNA, 2872 nt
Organism: Drosophila sulfurigaster albostrigata
Lineage: Eukaryota; Metazoa; Arthropoda; Insecta; Diptera; Drosophilidae
Product: protein scylla
Exons: 2
Coding region: 647-1438 (263 amino acids)
Biological process (GO): apoptotic process; negative regulation of signal transduction; regulation of TOR signaling
Cellular component (GO): cytoplasm
Source: RefSeq, a predicted model, not a curated record